Medicago truncatula (barrel medic) is the source of this 3850-nucleotide messenger RNA. Its product is annotated as pentatricopeptide repeat-containing protein At2g13600. NCBI's taxonomy places the organism in Eukaryota, Viridiplantae, Streptophyta, Magnoliopsida, Fabales, Fabaceae. The transcript has 2 exons. Gene Ontology annotation, molecular function: protein binding; RNA binding; zinc ion binding. Gene Ontology annotation, biological process: RNA modification. The coding region runs from base 81 to 2708 and encodes 875 amino acids. The record is from RefSeq and is a predicted model, not a curated record.
UUUUGGUUGAAAAUGAGACAUCAUGCAUAAUGAUAUAACCAAAGUUCCACUCAUUUUACAACAAAUAAAAAAAACCAAAAAUGUCAUACAUGCAAAUAUCUCAAAAAUUCUACGACGCAUUCAAGCAAUGUAGCUUCACCCACAAAUCCCCACACAUUGCUCGCAAACUUCACGCUCAACUCAUUCUCUCUGGUUUAGACUCUUCCCUUUUCUUGCUCAACAAUCUUCUCCACAUGUACUCCAACUGUGGCUUAACGCAUGAUGCUUUUCAAGUUUUUCAAGAGACCCAUCAUCGUAAUAUUUUUACUUGGAACACAAUGAUUCGUGCUUUGGUUAGUUCCAGUCGAAUGAGUGAUGCAGAGAAGCUGUUUGAUGAAAUGCCCGUGAGAGUUAAAGAUUCUGUUUCGUGGACUACGAUGAUAUCGGGUUAUAGUCAAAAUGGUUUUCAUUCACGUAGUUUUGAGACUUUUAGUUUAAUGAUAAGGGAUACGAAUGAUGGAGGGAAAAAUUACGACCCCUUUUCAUUUACGAGUGUAAUGAAAGCUUGUGGAUCACUUGGAGAUAGUCGGUUGGCUAUUCAGUUACAUGCCUUGGUGAGCAAGUUAGGUUUUGGAAUGGAAACUUGUAUUCAGAAUUCGGUUGUGGGUAUGUAUGUUAAGUGUGGAGAUGUUGAUUUGGCUGAGACGGUUUUCUUUGAUAUUGAAAGACCGAGUUUGUUUUGUUGGAAUAGUAUGAUUUAUGGUUAUUCUCAAAUGUAUGGACCUUAUAAAGCUCUUCAGAUAUUUAAUCGAAUGCCUGAACGUGAUGAGGUUUCUUGGAAUACGUUGAUUUCGAUUUUCUCACAACAUGGUUUUGGGGUUCAGUGUCUUGCCAUGUUUGUAGAGAUGUGUAAUCAGGGAUUUAGCCCAAAUUUUAUGACAUAUGGCAGUGUGCUUAGUGCAUGUGCUAGCACUUCUGAUUUGAAAUGGGGUGCUCAUUUGCAUGCUCGGAUUCUUCGCAUGGAACAUAGCUUGGAUUUGGUUUUCGGUAACGGUCUUAUAGAUAUGUAUGCCAAGUGUGGAUGCUUAGAUUUGGCUAAGCGUGUGUUUAAGAGUUUAAGGGAACAUGAUCAUAUUUCAUGGAAUUCUUUGAUCACUGGUGUGGUGCAUUUUGGCCUUGGCGAAGAUGCUUUGAUAUUGUUUAACCAAAUGAGACGGAGUUCUGUAGUGUUGGAUGAAUUUAUUCUCCCCACCAUUCUUGGGGUUUGUUCAGGUCCAGAUUAUGCUUCUACUGGGGAACUACUACAUGGAUAUACAAUCAAAAGCGGGAUGGGUUCCUCGGCUCCUGUAGGGAAUGCAAUCAUCACAAUGUAUGCAAAGUGUGGAGAUACUGACAAAGCUGAUCUCGUGUUUAGAUUAAUGCCACUUAGAAAUACCAUAUCAUGGACCGCCAUGAUCACUGCAUUCUCUCGAAGUGGAGACAUCGGCAAAGCCCGAGGAUAUUUUGAUAUGAUGCCUGAACGGAAUAUCGUAACUUGGAAUUCCAUGUUAAGCACAUAUGUUCAAAAUGGCUUCUCUGAAGAAGGUCUCAAGCUGUAUGUUUCAAUGAGGAGCAACGGAGUCCAACCAGAUUGGAUCACGUUCACAACUUCAAUCCGGGCAUGCGCUGAUUUGGCUAUAGUUAAACUUGGAAUGCAAGUUGUAACUCAUGCUACCAAGUUUGGACUCAGUUUGAACGUUUCUGUUGCAAAUAGUAUUGUUACCAUGUAUUCAAGAUGUGGACUAAUCAAAGAAGCAAAGAAUACUUUCGACUCAAUAGAUGACAAAGACUUGAUUUCCUGGAAUGCUAUGCUUGCAGCAUUUGCUCAAAAUGGUUUAGGUAUAAAAGUAAUUGAUACUUUUGAGGAUAUGUUGAAGACAGAAUGUAAACCCAAUCAUAUUAGCUAUGUUUCUGUUUUAUCUGGUUGCAGCCACAUGGGACUUGUAGCUGAAGGCAAACAUUACUUCGAUUCGAUGACUCGAGUUUUCGGCAUUUCUCCGACAAACGAGCAUUUUUCUUGUAUGGUAGAUCUGCUUGGACGAGCAGGGUUACUAGAACAAGCCAAGGAUUUGAUAGAAGGAAUGCCUUUUAAGCCAAACGCUACUGUUUGGAGUGCGCUACUAGGAUCAUGCCGAGUCCAUCAUGAUUUGAGGCUAGCAGAAACUGCUGCAAAGAAGUUGAUGGAAUUAGAUGUUGAAGGUUCCGAAGGUUAUGUCCUUUUAUCAAAUAUGUAUAGUGAAUCUGGAGAGUUAGACAAUGUUGCUGAUAUGAGAAAACUUAUGAAAGUGAAAGGAAUUCGAACGAGUCGGGGUUGUAGCUGGAUAGAGGUUGAUAACAGAGUGCAUGUUUUCACUGUAGAUGAAACCAGUCAUCCACAGAUAAAGGAAGUUUAUUUAAAACUGGAGGAGAUGAUGAAGAUGAUAGAAGAUACUGGAAAAUAUAUUACCGUAGAAUCUUCUGUUCAUAGGAGUAAGAAAUAUCACAGUGAAAAGCUGGCCUUUGCUUUUGGGUUGCUUAACCUUCCAUCUUGGAUGCCAAUACAUGUAAUGAAGAAUCUUCGAGUAUGUGAUGAUUGUCACUUGGUAAUAAAGCUUCUGUCUUUAGUUACCUCAAGGGAACUUAUCAUGAGAGAUGGAUAUAGAUUUCAUCAUUUCAAAGAUGGGAUUUGCUCAUGUAAGGACUAUUGGUAAUCUGUGGUAUUCAAUAUCUGUUUCCUCUCCCAGUACUUUUGCCUCAUCAUUUUCUAUUUGAUUUUCCUUCUCAAAAGCUGGUAAUCAAUAUGUGGAAAAAGAAAAUUCAAGGGUUGUGACUAAAUGAAGUUCCCUUUGAUUGCAUUUGGUUGUCUGGUUAUAAAAUGAGGAUGCUCUAUUGAGAGUCUCACAUUAGAUUUGAUAUGGUUUAGAAUAAUAUUUUUGAGUGAGAGACAUCCUUCAUCUUAUAAGAUGCUAUUAUAGGGUCGAGUUAAUCUCAACCAAAAUUCGAAGAUAGUAUAGUAUCUUUCCAAGGUCCGUUGGGUCACCCACUAUUAGUCCACUCGAGUCACACUCCAAAUCAGAAACAGUGCUGCAUGUACUAAACGGGGGCAACUACCCCCACAUACUUAAUGUUUUGGUUACAAAUAAUUAGAUUUUUUAAUCUUGCACCCACUACAAGUCGGGGACGGGUUGGUUAUAACUAAAUAUGAAUGAUUGCUAACUUUUGUCAAGCUUUGUUGUUCUGGACUCUGGUCUUUAAUGUAUUCUUUUCCUAUUGUUGCAUCUGCAUUAUAAGUUUGAACCUCUACAUAAAGAGACCCAUCAUGCUACUUUGCUGCACCGUCGCCAGAGGGACACACAUAAAACUAAGUUACCCUGCCAUGAGCUGGACUAAGGAAGAGUACUGGAAGUUCCUUCUUUGUGCUUCUGGGAAUACUUCUUGUGGUAAGUGGCGUUAACUUAUUACACAAUGUGCUUCAGUAUCCAAAUUGAAUGGAAGCGGUAUUUUGUUACAAAUCAUGGAUGGGAGACCAAUUGACAUGCAACCAAAGGCGUUUUACACUAAUUUACCAUAAAAUGAAGGUAAUAGACUGUCUAAAAUUCAUGAUUUUAUGCCAAGAGUUCAGAAUUAUAAAACCUCACAGAGUUCUUGAGUAAAAAUAAAGAAUUUGUUGGUGUUAGAAGCAAAUGCUGGAGCAUAUGGUUUACAUGGAUAUGCAGAGUAUAUUGGAGGAGUAUUUUCUUUGGCAGUGAUUGUUCAGUUUUGGUCAUGAUUUGAUCUCGCUUUGAAGAUGAUUAUGUUUAGGUAAAGUUGGGGUUGCCUAGGUUGCUGUCACAUUAAGCUAAUAGUUAAUUAA